Messenger RNA from Notechis scutatus (mainland tiger snake), 2466 nucleotides. The record is from RefSeq and is a predicted model, not a curated record. Lineage: Eukaryota; Metazoa; Chordata; Lepidosauria; Squamata; Elapidae.
CUUAUAAUUUUUAUGGGCGGCCGAGCCCGAGAGCCGACCUUAGCCCUACUUUCCAAUCCUUGCGUCCUUACAAUCCUGCGUCUGCUGCACCGGUUUCUCUCUGCCCUGUCAAAACAAGAACUGGCCACGGCCCUUUGCCGAUUGUUCCGUUCUAACGUCUCGAAAGUUAAAGAAGCUGCACCGCGCAGCUUUUACAACGUGUAGAAACGUUGGAGGUCUCCCCAGUUUAGCUGCGGUUUGUCCGCCGGGCAAUCGGGACCGAGAGUGGACCACCUUUUUCGGCCUGGCCAGGAGAAGUAUUGCCCACUGUAUGAGACUGGAAAUAAUGGGUGUAAAGCAGCCUGUCUUAAUCACAUGACAGUUUUUGAGUCUGAAUCUCAAGAAAGUGGAUAGCUUCUCUGUGAUUUCAGUUCUGCAUCUGUGGAUUGGACGGCCUGCUUCACUUGGCUUAUGAAAGCUGCUAGGGAGAGGACUGGAAGCUGGAUGCAGGCUGUAGUCAAUACUUACUUGAGAGGAGAUAUGAACUUGCUUUGGGAGAAAGAAUCCAUAUUUCAAGCUGACAUCCCGAGUCCUCAGCAGUUACAACUGGUAUCCAUUGGUGCUUCAUUGACAGAGAGCAUAGUAUUAAUGAAAGCUGGAGCCAAGGAAAUUGUCAUCCACCAUUCCAGUCAUCCAAUUUUGUAUCCUGCUUUUUUAAGGAGCUUCAUCACCGAACUUCAAAAUCAUAUCUCUGAAUUUUGACACAACUCUAAAAUAGUUGGUGGACAGGGACAGAGGACCAGGUCACAAAACUUUUCAAAAGCAUCAGGAACUGAACUUGAUUCAAAAACUGAUGGAAGACAACUUUCAUAGGAGAAGGCAUUGAUGAAGGGAAGACCAAGCAAGUGAAAGUAAAAUGUGGAUGUUACUUGCUAAAAACUUGUUAAGGACAAAGCUUUAUGAAGACUGCUCUCGAAUUUUGCUGCGAAUACCAAAGGGCAGGCCGAGUUAUCAGAAGUAUUUUUCAUUGAGCAGUAAACCUUGGCUACCUUCAGCAAGGAUAGUGCAGGCAGUUCAGACCUUUAAUAUCGACACAACUAUCCAGAAAGUGGAAACCCUAGAGAAAAAACAGUUUAUCUGUGUUCGUUGGGAAGAUGGCAGUGAGAGCCUUUACCCUUCAGUGUGGCUACGAGACAAUUGCCAGUGCCCAGACUGUUUCCUACACUCUGCUAAAGCGCGCAAACUGCUUCUGGAAAAUCUAGAUAUCAAUAUCGAGGUGAAGGAUGUCAUUUUGACAGAACAGAAAAAGAAGAUAAAUAUUGUAUGGCCAGAUGACCACACCAGUGAAUUUGAGGCCGAAUGGUUGAAGAAAAGAUGCUUUUCUGACCAAGCUAGAGCUAAAGCACAAGAAGAAUUAUUUUUAUCAGAGCGCCAAUAUUGGGGUUCUGAUCUUGAGCUCCCUACUAUAGACUUUGAAGAGGUAUUGCACAGUGAUGAAAGUGCAUACAAGUGGUUGGUUACUCUUAAAAAGGUGGGAAUUGUGCUACUAACGGGAGCUGCUAUUAAACAGGGAGAAAUUCUGAAGCUUGGGCAGCGCAUUGGAUUCCUUCGCCUCACAUUUUAUGGGCCUACUUGGCAAGUGCAAAACAAAUUGGAUGCCAACAAUGUGGCGUACACAACUGAGAAGCUGAGUUUUCAUACUGAUUACCCUGUUCUACAAUCUCCACCAGGGAUUCAGCUUCUGCAUUGUAUAAAACAAACUUCUACUGGAGGGGAGAGUGAAGUUGUGGAUGGAUUUCAUGUAGCCAAUCGGUUUAAGGAGCAAAAUCCUUAUGCCUUCAAAAUCUUGACCUCUACAUUUGUAGAUUUCACAGACAUUGGAGUUGAUUACUGUGAUUUUGCCAUGCAAGCCAAACAAAGAAUUAUAGAUGUUGAUGAAAAGGGCCAAGUGGUUCGUAUCAAUUUUAACAAUGCAACCAGAGAUACAAUAUUUGACAUACCUGCUGAAAAAGUAAAGCCAUUUUAUGCUGCUCUUAAAGACUAUGUUGGUCUCCUAAAUAGCACGGAUUAUAAAUAUUCAUACAAAAUGAAGCCAGGUGACAUAGUGGUAUUUGAUAAUUGGCGUUUACUUCAUGGUCGGCAGAGUUACCAGGCAGGAGCGGAAACAUCCCGUCAUCUUGAAGGAGCCUACGCAGACUGGGAUGUAGUAAUGUCAAGGCUCCGAAUUUUACAAAAGAAUGUUCUGAGGAGACAGUGCCUUUGAAGCUUGGACUAAGGAGAACUCUUAAUCUUUGCUGGGAUUGGAUGAUUUUUUCCAUAAAGGAAAAUGAACCUGAUAUGUUUUCAGUUUAUUCAGGGCAUUCCUGAAUAAGCUGGGUGUUGUCUAUCCUGUUGGAUAUGCAGAUAAUCUCUUAAACAAGGAAUAACUUGGGUUCUUACAGGUAGUCCUCGACUUAUGUCUGAUUGCUUAGUAACCAUUCAGAGUUA